Messenger RNA from Aspergillus sclerotioniger CBS 115572, 1661 nucleotides. Its product is annotated as cytochrome P450. The record is from RefSeq and is a predicted model, not a curated record. Gene Ontology annotation, molecular function: iron ion binding; monooxygenase activity; oxidoreductase activity, acting on paired donors, with incorporation or reduction of molecular oxygen. The coding region runs from base 25 to 1590 and encodes 521 amino acids. Lineage: Eukaryota; Fungi; Ascomycota; Eurotiomycetes; Eurotiales; Aspergillaceae. The transcript is spliced from 2 exons.
UAUGUAGUGCCCAGUGUGGGCGAGAUGAUCGUACCAGCCGCGGUCUUUGGCCUUCUCGCCAUUGCAGUCACCAUUUACAAGUUUGUUUUCGCGGUCAGUGAAUAUGACAACCUGGGUUUGCCAUUGGCAGGCGAGCCGGAUGGCGCAAAGCGAUUUAGCCUCAAGUCGCGCCUGCGAUACUACUAUGACUGCGCGGCGUUGUACACGGAUGCGUACUAUAGGUUUGGCAAGCACGGCAAAGCCGCUCUCGUGCCCGGGUACGGAGGACGAGCGGAUCUCAUCCUGCCAGAGAGCUCGACUGAAUGGACCACCGCGCAACCCGACAGUGUGCUGAGCGUCUCGCAGGCCUUCCUCCAAGCCAACCUAUCGACAUACUCGCUCGGACACUCGCGCUAUUGGGGUGACCCAUGGCAAUUCGCCCUGGUCAAGACGCAGCUGAACAACAUGAUGAAUUCACUCAUCCCGGCCGUCGACGAUGAGCUGCACCACAUUGUGCCUUUGGUCCUGGGCACAGACACCAGCUCCUGGAAGGAGAUACAUCUGGACGAGGCCGUACGGAUGAUUGUCGCGGGCUCCUCGAGCCGCUUCACGGUAGGGCUUCCCCUUUGCCGCAACGAGGAUUACCUGAAGCGUACCCUGUCCAUCAUCGACGGGGUUAUGAUCACCGCUAUUGUGGGCAACUGUCUGCCCGGCAUUCUCCUGCCUGUCGCUGCCCGCCUUGCCAGUCUACAUACCUGGCGCAACCUGAACAAGAUUAAGAACCAUAUCAUUCCGCAGUACCACGAACGGCUGGCCGCACUCGAGAAAGACACGGACGAUCAACCCCAAGACCAGCUGCAGGUCAUGCUGCGAUUCGCACAGAAGAAACGGCCCCAGGAGGUCAAUGACCUCGGCAUCAUGGCCACGCGCCUGGCGGCCUCCAACUUUGUCAGCAUGCACCAGACGGCCGGCACCGCCGUGCAGAUGCUCCUCAACAUCAUCGACUCCGACCCCGAAUUUGACACAAUUGCCAAACUUCGCGCCGAAGCGGACCGCGAGCUCGGUCCAGACGGUGCCUGGACCAAGGAAAAAUUCCAGCGCAUGCACGGCCACGACAGCGUGGCCCGCGAGUCGAUGCGCGUGACAUUCCCCUUCGGAAACCGCGGCCUCCUGCGCAAGGUCAUGAAAGACGACGUCGUCACCGACGGCGGCAUCCCUCUGAAAAGGGGCACCAUCGUGGCCUUCCUAGCAUCGCAGGCCCAGCGCGACCCAGCCAAAUUCUCUGAGCCCGAUAAGUUCGAUCCCUGGCGGUUCUCUCGUCCCGUCGAAAAGGAGGAGAAAGCCAACGGCGAAGCCCCCAAAGCCGCCUACCAUAAGGAUUCAUUCGUAUCGACCUCCCCGGACUAUCUGCCCUUCGGGCAUGGGCGCCACGCGUGUCCCGGCCGCUUCCUGGUUGAUUUUGAGCUGAAGAUGAUUGUCGCAUACAUCCUCAAGCACUAUGAUAUCGAGUUCCCGCCCGAAUACAAAGGCCAGCGCCCACCGAAUCGGCAGGUGGCAGAGCUGCAGGCGCCCCCGGCUGGAGUUAAGAUCAGAGUCAAGAGACGCGCUUAGUAGGGUUGGUAGUGGUGGUGGGUUGCUGACCUUUUCGUGGAGAAUGUCUAUCUAGAAACGUUGUGCGGUAG